AUGCUGUGCAAAUUCCAUUUUCUACUUGGUAAUUAUCAUCGCAUGAAGUGCAUUCAGUGUCAGAUAUACAAUCAUUACAAUGAGCUGAACAAGCUACACAGGUCGUAUUAUUUAAAUAAUGGCCUAUUUUGCAUUAUGAACAAUUAUUGGAGGAAGUUUCACAUAACAAGCAAGAUGGAUCGCAGUUUUCACAUUUUGAACCAUCAAGAUAAUAUCCAUUUUUGCAAGAUUAACAAUUUGUGUUUCCUGCAUUUGAACAAUUUACACAUGGAUGUUCACACAGCAGGCAACUAGUAUUCUACAAAUAAUAUCCAAGGAUGCAUGAUGAACAGGUAUUUAUUGUAGAACAAUUUAAGCAUGGUGCUGGACAAGGAGUACAUGCGGAGCCAUUCAAAUAAUAUUAAGGUUCACAAGAUUGACAAUUUGUGGGGACACCAACACAUAAUGUACAAGAUGUAUCACAGGGUUUGCAUAUUUUAUCACCACUAUCGAAGUAUUAUUUUUCUGGACAAGUACAAUUUGAACAAGCUAUUAUUUUAUAAAAAUUUAUAAAUUACUUGCACAUUUAUUUUCUUCAUUAACCACAUAUCCAUCAUCACAACUUAAACAGGCUCCAGUUGUAUUAGCGCAAGUGAUGCAAUGUUCGUCGCACUUAGUACAAGCAUAUUCAUUCAAGUAGUGUCCGAUAUUACAUGAAGUACAUUUUGUAGCCAAAUCCACACAAGUUUUACAGUCAGUCGAGCAUUCCUCACAGUCACCACCAAAGUAUCCAGAAGCACAAGCAUGGCAUGUUAAAGUAUUGUUUAAGUAAUCACAUGUUGAUUGGCAUUUUGGAGGGCAACCUAAGAAUCAAAACAAAUAAAUUACUUAAGCAUUUUGUUAUGUCAAGAUAAUAUUUUUCUUUGCAACUCGAGCAUUAAGUAACUUCUGGACCGUUACAAAUAGCACACUCUGAAGAACAUAAUUAGCACCCAGAUCCUUCAUAGAAAUACCCAUCAACACAGGUUAAACAUAUUGAACUAUUUUAGCAAUUUUUGCAAGGUUACUAACAAGCCUUACAGAUUUAUGAAUCCAAGAAGUAACCAUCUUUACACAUUGAGCAUUAAGUAUUUCCAGGUCCCGAACAUUCUGUGCAAGGAGAUUCGCAACGAGUACAACUUUUAUUUGAAUCAUUGUAAUAAUAUUCAGCAACACAAUUUAUGCAAGCUGUCUCUGAUUCACAAUUAUCACAUGGUGAUUUGCAAUGAGAGCAGGAAUUAUUAAUCAAGUAGUAUUUUGGUUAACAAGAUAAACAAUGAGUUGCUUCAUUUUCACAAUUUGCACAAGGACUGUCGCAUGCAGCGCAAACAGUGCCCUAUAAGAAGAAUCCAGCAGAACAUUAUUUGCAAAUACCAUCCAAAUAAUAAUUUUAUUGGCAAGAUGAACAUUCAGUAGCACUCGAACAUUUUGUACAUCCAUUUGGACAAGUUAAACAAGAGCUUCCGCCAUCUGAGUAAUAACCAUCAGCGCAAGAUUGGCAUUGAGUUUCAGAAGUGCAUGUUUUACAUUUAAUAUCACAUUUUCUACAAGCUUGGUUAUCAAACCAAUAUCCGGUGUUACAAGUAAUACAUUAAUUCUAAUUGUUGCACUCAGUACAUGGAGCAACACAGGGCAAGCAUGCAUUAUCCUCUAGGUAUUUUCCUUGAAGACAGGAUGUACAAUUUGAAUCACUAUUCAAACAUGACUUACAAUUGUUUGAGCAAUUAUAACAAUGUCCAGAUGAAUAGUAUUGAGUGA
Molecule: messenger RNA, 1776 nt
Organism: Paramecium primaurelia
Lineage: Eukaryota; Ciliophora; Oligohymenophorea; Peniculida; Parameciidae
Source: the annotation of a GenBank genome assembly